AUGGACGGCCUGAGUACUGCUGCCAGCGUUAUCGCUGUGGUGCAACUGGCGCAGGCUGUUGGUGGGGCUUUAAUGGAAUACUACGAGGGAGUCAAAAGUGCUCGCGACGACAUACAACGGCUUUAUCAUUCGAUCAAGAAUCUCGAAAGCGUACUAAAGUCUAUUAACGAUCUGCCACAUACUCUUUCAAUCAACAUCCAAACUCUCUUGGAAAACAAAACGGGAACUUUGUCGCUUUGUAAGGCUGAGCUUGAUGGCAUCGAGAAGGAACUCGAUACCUUUUCGAAACAGCAAAACCAUAUCGGAAAGCUGAAGUCUUUGAUAUGGCCGUUCAAGAAGAAAGAUGUGGAUAAACAUGUGGAUUUUAUCGAUAAGCAUAAGCAUGAUUUAAUGUUGGCAUUUGGAGUUGAGAAUUUAGAUAAAGAGCGAAGCCAGAUAAUUAAAUGGCUUAUAAAAUCACUUCCUGAUCCAUCUACAGAACAUAAUAUCACCCAAGAAAAUUCUACUGUGAUUGAACAUAUUCAGCAACUCUGCAAACAAGAGAUAAAUGUUGUUGUCACAUACUGGUAUAUCAAAUUCGACAACUUGACUACACAGAGCGUUUCCAAUAUAAUUCGUUCUUGGAUUAGAGAUAUUUGUAGCAAUCGUCGGGACACGCCGCAAACUUUGAAAGAUGCAUAUGCCCAUUGCAAUCAUGGCCAGCAGCAACCGACCAUCAAACAAAUGAUGGAAAUCCUCAAGUCUGUUGUGACCGGCCUUCAAGAUGUUUAUUUGGUUGUGGAUGCUCUGGAUGAGUACCCCAAGGCAGAACGGGAUUUAUUACUGGAGGCUCUCAAGGACAUUCAUCAAUGGAAAAUUGAUUCUAUACACAUUUUUGUCACAAGUAGAGCAGAGGAUGAUAUCCGUUUUCAUCUAGAUGAGAUGAGGAAGCGAGAUGUUUCGGACAGCUGCCAAAGCAUCAGAGUUCAAGAUCCAAUCAUUACCGAAGACAUCAAGAAGUUUCUCCAUGAAAACAUCAGUAGCUUCCGACAAACAAUGUGGAGUUCUGAUUUCAAGGAUGAAGUUGUGGAAUCCGUCGCGCGACAAGCUGAUGGUAUGUUCAGGUUAGCAGCACUUCAAUUGGAAUCAUUGAAACGGUACAGGACUGUGUCAGGAAUAAGAAAGGGAUUGAAUCAACUUCCAAGCUCUCUGGAUAUAUUUUACGAAAGGGCACUGAAGAAUAUACCUGAGGAAGAUCACUGCUACGUCAAAAUUGCCUUGCGAUGGAUUACUUACACUGCGCGCCCGUUGACGGUGUCAGAGCUCUCAGAAGCAGUGAUAGUUCAGAUUGAGUCUCCUCCUUAUCUGAGAGAAGACGAUAGAUUGAGCUGCGAUGGUGACAAUUUCACUCUUCUUGAUAUUAUUCCAUCAACAUUUGUUACAACUUACAGUAAAAAUGAAGGAUACUUUCUUCCAAUGUUGAAUGGAGAGUCAUACAUUCGAUUUGCCCACUAUUCCGUCCAGGAGUUCUUACAAUCAAGCCGCACGUCUACCGGACCCUUUAAUGAAUACCAUCUACAAGAGGCAAAUGGCCUUGAAUCAAUUGCAGCACGGUGUAUAGCAUACUUGCUUCAUGCUGGGCCAUCCUUGAAAUAUCCAUAUCCUGAUUUAGUCGACAUUUAUCGAAGUUUCCCGUUGAUUUUUCACGCAGCGACAUGCUGGACCUAUUAUAUGCAACGCCUUGAAGUAAAUAGCAAUGAGCUUCAUGAUCUCGUGAGAAAUUCACAGAAAUUGGCAUUAUUGUUGAUGAACGAGAGCUGGGCUACAUCUGUUAACCAUGCCUCGUUGAACAAUCAAAAUGCAUGGGAGAUAUCACAGAUUAUCUGCAAAUCCUUUAAGCCAGAAUUUCCAUACUCAGCAAGCGAGCUAGCACUCUCAGAGCACGAUACAAAUUCUUCUAUGGACUACAUCACUCCCGAACCAUGCCCUCUGUCUUGGGCUUGUUAUCAUGGCUUGAUUAGUCUAGUCCCACUCUUAUCAAGUAACGUACCAUACAAGAGCAGUCCACCUAAUAAAUCCAAAGUAUCCAAAUUAGGGACCCCUUUACAUGCUGCAGCCGCGGGAUGGUAUUUCUCGGAGAGAAUCGUCACGCUUCUGCUUGCAACUGGCAUGGAUACAAACAUCUCUGGCGGAGAGUGGUGUUAUCCGCUAAUUUCUGCUGCUGCUGCAAACCGAUUAGAGAUUUGCAAAUUACUGCAUCAGGCCGGGGCAAGACUGGAUGAUGCGAGCGCUCGGCAUGGAAACGCAUUGCAUGCCGCCUGUAGGAACGGUAAUGUGGAUUUAUGUGAAUAUUUCUUAGAAAAUGGUGCCAACAUUGAAUCCCGUGGAUCUUGUGAUAGUGUUGGAACUCCAUUAUUGAUGGCUUCAGCGAAUGGGAAUUUGGGAGUGAUCAAGAUUUUAUUGGCGUCGGGCGCAAAUAUUGAGGCGGAGCAUGACUCUUACACACCGCUGCAGUAUGCAUCAAUGUUAAAUGAUGUGCAGGCUUGUGAAAUGCUUCUGGGUUUUGGACCUGAUGUAAAUCACAAGACUAUCGCCGUGAAAGGUGGCAGUCUAUCUAGCUGUUGGAGACAAACUUGGACUCCACUGCAUCGGGCUUUCGCUCUCUGGAUCAAAUGCAAGCCUCGUGGUAAUGAUAUUCUUACGACCAUUGAGCUUUUGUUAAAAGCCGGUGCUGAUGUUCAUGCUAAAGGCGGACCUUGGGAGAAAAAUGGUCCUAUGGAUACCACAAUAGUUCUCUGUUUAAACUGUUUGAGGGAUCUCGAUAGAUUCCUGGGAGCAAGUAUGGACCCUUCGGAUGAACGCACAUUGAAGAAAGCUUUGGAUAUGUUAUUAGAUGCAGGUGCAGGGAGUGGCGCAGAUGGGGCCGAAUUACUUUUAGUACUAGAUAAAAGGGGGGCUAUGCUCGAGAAAUAUCUACGAGGACAGGAGAGCCAUAGAAAAUCGAUCAGACAACAAAGAUCGUAUCUUUCAAGACGCCGUCCAUGUACCGUAACGUACGACGCAGAUGAUACGGCAUAUUAUAUCGAAGAGCGAGAAAGAAGAAUGGAUAGUAUUAUUAAGGAAAUUCGAAGAGCUAUUCUUACACAUAAUUAUACGUAUAAUCGCGUACAGGAACAGCAGGAGAAAGAAGGCGAGGUGUCGAUGCAAAGAGGUCUUGAACAAGAUUCUGAAGAAAAACGACUAUGUGGAGAGGCUGAGGGGGUGGCUAGCAGGGAGUUGAACAAUCGGUUUCCGGAUCUCUCGCUUUAG
This is a messenger RNA of Botrytis deweyae, 3288 nucleotides long. RefSeq lists its product as uncharacterized. NCBI's taxonomy places the organism in Eukaryota, Fungi, Ascomycota, Leotiomycetes, Helotiales, Sclerotiniaceae. Gene Ontology annotation, molecular function: protein binding. Bases 1 to 3288 code for a protein of 1095 amino acids. The record is from RefSeq and is a predicted model, not a curated record. The transcript has 3 exons. Gene Ontology annotation, cellular component: cytoplasm; nucleus.